Messenger RNA from Bolinopsis microptera, 3129 nucleotides. RefSeq names its product long-chain-fatty-acid--CoA ligase 5-like. The transcript is spliced from 17 exons. Gene Ontology annotation, cellular component: membrane; endoplasmic reticulum. Lineage: Eukaryota; Metazoa; Ctenophora; Tentaculata; Lobata; Bolinopsidae. Bases 92 to 2149 code for a protein of 685 amino acids. Gene Ontology annotation, biological process: long-chain fatty acid metabolic process. The record is from RefSeq and is a predicted model, not a curated record. Gene Ontology annotation, molecular function: long-chain fatty acid-CoA ligase activity.
AAUUGUCGAGUCCGUCACGUACGGCAACAAACUUGUUAACUUUUCUUCGAUCUAUUGCCCUAAUAUCUGACUUUUAACGAACAGUAGGAGAAUGAGAUCGUUCCCAGAAGUGCAGGAUCUGGUGAGCCAGUACAGAAACUUGGACACGCUGUUGGUCGGGGCCGCUUUAACUGGUCUCUUCCUUUGGUGGAGAUCUAGAUCUGAUAAGAGAACUAGGAUUAUUGUACCAACUCCCCUUUCACAACCAGUGUUAAAAGAGGAGACGCACAGGUGCAGCAUAUUUGGUAAAGGACACCCUGUGGUUGAGUGGGAUAAGGAUAUAAAUACUAUUGGACAUCUCUUUGAGAGGGGACUCAAGGUUAAUCCUAAUGGUCAAGUGUUUGGGUACAGAGUAGGUAACGGUCCCUAUCAAUGGAUAAACUACCGUGCAGCAGACACAUUAAUACACAACUUUAGGAAGGGCCUCAUGCGGAUUGGUUUAACUGGUGGACAGGAGGAACUUAUUGGCAUCUUUGCUAAGAACUCCCCCGAGUGGCAUAUGUCCAUGCAGGGCAUUGUUGGUAACAGAAGUAUCGCCGUUCCACUGUAUCAGACCUUAGGUACAAAAGCCAUGAGGUAUAUUCUAUCAGAAACGCAAGUAAAAACUGUGAUAAGCGAAAAUUGCAGUAUUGAAAGAUUGUUGACAUUUGUAAACAAGGAACGAAGUCAACUGGAAACAAUAAUUUCGAUUGGUGCAGUCUCUUCCGACAUUCACCACAAACUUAAACAGCUAGGUAUUCAGUGCUACCUGUGGGAGGAGGUCUGUGAGCUAGGUGUUCCUCCCCUACAACUAUCUUCGCCUACUGAGGAGGAUGUAGCAGUCAUCUGCUACACUAGCGGUACAACUGGUGAACCGAAGGGGGCUAUGAUCACACAUAGGAACGUUUUAGCAGCCUUCAAGGCGGGCUGGAGAGGGUUGUGGAAUUAUCAACAUAUCCUUACUAAAGACGAUAUAAUAGUGUCCUACCUACCACUAGCACAUGUGUACGGGUUUAUAUCAGAGUGUAUAGUAUUAUACGUUGGAGGGAGUAUCGGCUAUUUUCGAGGUGAUGUUACGCAACUACUUAACGAUAUCAUGGAACUGAAACCUACGAUAUUUCCUGCGGUUCCAAGAGUGCUAAACAAAGUGUACGACAGGGUGAACAGUCAGUUGGAAUCUAAACCUGCUCUUCUUAAGAGAAUAUUCAACUACGCUGUGAGCAGUAAAAUAGCUGAAGUGGAGAAGGGAAUAGUAGGAAAAGACACUAUCUGGGACAAACUGUUCUUUGGGAAGAUUCAAGACAAGCUAGGUGGUAGAGUCAAGGUAAUAAUGAGCGGAUCAGCCUCAAUCCAGCCCCACGUGAUACAGUGGUUCAGAGCAGUUGUGGGAGCUAACAUCAUUGAGGGCUACGGACAAACUGAGUCUACGGCUGCUACUUCCAUGUACUUGUUCGGAGAUACUGUACCAGGACAUGUUGGUGUUCCACUUCCUGACUGGGAGAUAAAGCUAGUAGAUGUCCCUGACAUGGGCUACUUUGUGCGGGACAACAGGGGCGAGGUGUGCGUUAGAGGCCCUGGCGUUUUCAAGGGUUAUUUUAAACAAGAAGCCAAGACAAAGCAGGUUUUGAUCGAUGGUUGGCUGCAUAGCGGAGACAUUGGAACUUGGACUCCAGAAGGCAGGCUUCAACUUAUAGAUCGAAAGAAGAACAUAUUUAAACUAUCACAAGGGGAAUACGUUGCUCCAGAGAAAAUAGAAAUGAUAUAUGAGAGAUGUCCGUAUGUUUCCCAGGUUUAUGUGUACGGGGAAAGCUUGAAAUCUCAUCUAAUCGGUAUUGUUAUACUAGAUGAAAUAUCACUGAAGACGGAAUGUCCUGAAAAGUUUAAUCACAUUGAAGUGGCUGACCUUCACCGGUCACAGGAAUUUGAGAAGUUUCUCUUAGACUCACUGCGAACUUUAGGCAAGGAAGACCUCGUCGGAUUUGAGCAGGUUAAAAAGAUAAAGCUAUGUCCAGAAACACAAGCCUUCUCAGUGGAUAAUGAUAUGCUUACUCCCACUUUCAAGAAAAGGAGGCAUAACAUAAGUCAGAAAUACAAGGACGUUUUAGCUUCGUUAUAUAAUGAAGCAGUGUGAGCUACUGUUGUUAUCUUCAACAGCUAGUCUUCAUCAGGUCCCAAGAGAUCAGCCGAAAUUGACAUUCACCGAAGUUAUCCCAUGCAAUGCCCCACGCCAAUGCAUUGCCCCCACGCCCAACUCAUCAACUUGACUGUUUAUCAUAAUGAAUCAGAAUGUGACCUCUUAUGAUGCAUAUCAGAUUGUGAACAACCUCAAAUCUAUAACGGAUAACAGCUAGUUUUCAUAACCUCAAAUCCAUAACGGAUAACAGCUAGUUUUCAUAACCUCAAAAAACUGCUGAAAUUGACAUUCACGAAUUAGACCCCAUACAAUGCCCCCACAACCCCCCAUGGACUCGACUGUUUAUUAUGGUGCAAUAAUGAAUGUGACCCAUUAGAAUGUACAGCAGAUUGUGGACAACCUCAAAUCUAUAAUGAUAACUGCAGUUCGAGCAUGGUUCAUUCAGAAUAUACACUUGAAGAGAGGCAUCGCCUUUAAACUCCAGUUGUAAUUUAUUUUGAUAGCGUUUAUUUUUUAUUGUGAUGAUUUUGCAAGGAUUAAAAACGUUAUUCGUGGAAAAAAAAGUGUCUCAUUUUUUUAGACAAUAAUACUCACUACUCAGUUUGUCAUUUUCUACGAAUUCAAAUAACACAAUCGGCAAUCACAGGGUUUAAUCUAAAGAAGAGGUUAAAUAACAAUAAAAUAAACACCCAGAAGUAAUUAAUCAAUUGAUAAUCACAUAAGUGCAUUGAAUAUAAAUCUAUGAUCAAUUAUGUAGUUAUUUAUGAGAAAUCGAAGUCUGUUAUCUUUUAGGCACGAUUAUCUCUAUAUUUUGCUUAAUAAAAUUUAGCGUUGUGUCGGUCGCACUUCCAAGUACAAGACCAGAAUUAUAAUUUAAGUGGAUUUGUGCCAGUUGCAUCUAGUUUGAGAACUAGAAGCACAAAUGAGUAGAGAUUGCUAUUUGCUACACUUUUCAAUGUUACAGUGUUCGCCAAGCC